Glarea lozoyensis ATCC 20868 is the source of this 3009-nucleotide messenger RNA. RefSeq lists its product as uncharacterized. NCBI's taxonomy places the organism in Eukaryota, Fungi, Ascomycota, Leotiomycetes, Helotiales, Helotiaceae. The coding region runs from base 1 to 3009 and encodes 1002 amino acids. The record is from RefSeq and is a predicted model, not a curated record. The transcript has 4 exons.
AUGUCUGGAACGUGGUCCCAUGGACCGCAGCCAUUUUCUCCCGCACAGCCUGGUAAUGGAGCACCUGGUCUGAUAUGUUUCAACUGCGGACAGAACCAUCUCUUAGUCCACUGUCGCGCACCCAAGAACUCAGGACAUGGUCCUCCUCAAGCGGCGCCCUUUUCACAACAACAGCAAUUCCCCGGUACGAAUUAUCAUGGUUCGGCACAAACUGGGUCAAAUCAACCUCACCAGCUCUAUCCUCAGCAUCAGCAGUAUGCUCCUACACCUAAUCAACCGGCGUUCUCUUACAACCAAGGUCCUCCGCAGCAGUCAUACAGCGCACCGCCUGUUAAUACUCCGUAUGGCAAUAUCCCCUACCAGGCACACCAGACCUACCAGUACUCCGGUCCUGUCCCUACCCAGUAUGGCGGACCUCCACACAUGAAUCUUGGACCUUCUAACAAUGAGCAAUAUGCCAUGUCUCAGAAUACGAUCCCCUUCGAAACGCAAUCGUUACACCCUCAUGGAAACCAAACCGGUGGAUACGGUGGUAGUAUCAAUCCACCGCAUCCUAACUUCCAAGGCCCCGUCCAGCAACAGCAAUGGAAUACCAUGCAGCCGCCUGUGCAAAAAGUUCCUCCACAUCAACGUCAACAGAGAAGUCAUUCUGAUGUUAUCUAUAAAUCAUCCACAUCUGGAUUUCAUGCCCAAUCAGCACAGCCAGUCCAAGGCCAUAGCAAAGCGCAAAGCAGCGAUAGACCUCCUAUAGCCCAGGGACCAGUUGCUAAGCGUGAGCGUCAGUUCAACGCUGGGAUUCCCCGAAACACACCUUCUACCACGAUUAGCCAAUCAAACGGACCGAAUGCUGCAUCUAGCAAACGUGGAUCUGAUGCUGUUAGUGUUGUGAAGGACGUCGAUAAAUCAAAUUUGAGGACCACAAAAAGCGCAACCGCCUCGUCAAGGACCGAGGAGAGUAUUGAGACUGUCGACGAACUAGACAAAAAGCAACAGUUCGAAUGGGACAUGGCAUGUAUAUUUACCGACCCGCCUGCGACAGAGACAGUUCGCUUAGCCUGUCCGUUGUCCAUAUCUUUCGCCGUCACUCCUGUUCCGCUCCUCAACACUGAGUCCAUGAUUCCUGUUUCGCGAUUCGUCAAGGGGGUUUCGGUUAAAGAUUUUUCAAAAAGUGUCAGAGACGGCCCAACUUGGUCGGCUAUUAAUACCGACCCUGCCUUCGUCGAAUUAAAUCUGGAUGGCCCAUUGGUUCCUAUUGACGAUAUACCACGUUGGAUGGCUCACCGCCAAGGUAUUACCGAUUAUAUUAGAGACGAUCUGAUAACGACUCGUAAACGCACCCGUCCUCACGAAUCAGCUAUAGAUGCAUCGGCAGGGUUGGUUGAUGGUCACAUUGUCACCGAAACGGAUUCUGAAUCUCACGAAGAGGCACCUCCUAGCAAACGCCAGAAAAAUGAGGAAGUCGAUCAAAAAAUGAGCAGGGUUGGGACGCCAGUAAUCGAGACCCAAACUUAUGUAGCAAGGGGUGGUACGCCAUGUCUGGUGAAUGACGAUCAAGCAUGGGCUCCUGAGCCAGGCGAAAGAGCAGCAUCGCCUGCCACUUCCGAAGACCCAACGGAAGCAUUGCUCGCAUCUUUGGGAGUAACGGGCGCACCAAAGCCAGUUAAUAUAGAUCCAGUUCCACCAUACGCAGCGCCACAACAUGACCUGCAAGAAUCUAUAACCGAACAGACAUCGACGGGUCCUUCUCUGCAGAGGAUUAAAGCUCGAGGCCCUCGUGGGAUCGACCAACAGAGAAACUCAUCGUUACCAAUUCCAACAAACCUUGGCCCUAGUAACCAUAUAGGUUUGAACCCGCAAAAUCAAUCCUUUAACUACUCAAAUGGACCUCACAAACCUCACCACCAAGGUGCUGCCCAAAGCGGUCCUCAGAAUACUCCGCUCCAGUAUAAUAAACUUCGACCAGCUACGAACGAAGUACCCCAGUUGUCUCAGAAUAACUACCCCGCCUACCAAGAAGCACAGCCGUUUCAAUACCAGUCUCUGAGUCCUUCUCAAGGUCAAAUUCCAUACGCCAAUGCUUCACAAAGCCACCCUUAUGUAAACUCGAAUGGUCAGGGCCAUGUUCAAGCAUUCAACGGCAACUACGGCCCUCAACAGCCUCCCCACCCUGCCCAAGCAGCUUAUGCCAAUGUAAAUACCAUUAGCCCACUGUCGUAUACUAAUCAAGCUGCCCAAUUUCAUCAGCCACGCAUGAAUGGCAAUACAUUAAAUGGCCAGCUCCAGCAUGAGCAAUUUGGUUUCAAUCAAGCCACUAACACAGUAAACGGUCAGAUACAGCAUAUUGGCUCUGCCCCGAUUCAGCACGGUCAUAGCAUAAAUGGCCGCCAACAAAUGCACCAUGCGUCCUAUGGACCACCAAUCGACCAGCGUUCAAAACACCAGUAUGGAUCUGCGCCAGGACCGCAACAACUUUUCAAUUUUUCUGGCAACCAGCCGAAUACUUUCGGACCACAACACCAUGGGCAAUCAGAUACCAUUCACAAUGGCAAUAACCACAACGCCUUGAAGCCCAAUAAUCAACUGGAGCAUUUUUCAUCUGGUUUGAACAAGCAAAGCAACAAUCCAACGCGCCAAGACUCGGGUUACAGCAGUUCGGGCGGCUCGCACAGCAACGGUUUAAAUAAAAACACCCAACGGGGAGGACAGAAUUCCCAACGAAAUCUCCAACAAAUUGCUCCUCCUAACGGUCCUGUUGCUUCCAAUAAACCAGAAAAUGACGAUGGCCGAAUUGUUGAUGCUAGCUCUCCCAUUACCUAUGGGAACGCUUCAUCAGGAGAUGAGAUAGGCCACUUGCGUGACCCAUCAGAUUCUACAGUAGACGGUUCGCCACUGAGCCCAAUGUCUCGAGAGAUCUUGGGAAGUCUUCUUGUACCCGCCCCUCGAAAGUCCAGCGGAACCAAGAAACGACCAGCACCAGUGGUUGAUGAAGCAUACAGCCGUCGCUGGUAG